CAGUUAAAUUCAGUCGAUUUUUGACCGUUGAAUCAGCUGGUUGCGGUCGGUCUGUAAGUGCGAGUGGGAGAGCGCGCGUGCUAAAGUGAAUCCGUUGCAUUUCUCUUCCUCUUCCACUCUUCACACCUACGCAGAGGUGUGUGUGCGCGUGUACAAGUGUGCGUCUGCCCAUAUGUGUAAAUUAACACAACAACAGCCAAUGCAACAACAACACAAAAUCACAGUCAGCUGUGAAGUUUCUUUGAAUGUGUGAAAUCAUAUAUGCAAAUGGCAAAAAUAAGCAGAAAUUACAAAUUAAUAGUGUGAAAUUUUCAUAUACAAAUUAAAGCAUGCUAAUCGAAAUAGCUCAAAAAGCAACUGAGUAAAAUCAAAGUAUUCAAAAUAAAAAAAAAAAAUAAAAAAACACAACCACAACACAAACGCAGAAGGUUAUACAUGUAUGUGUUUAUUUUGUGAAAUUUGGCAAACGGAAUUGGAACUUGGGAAUUUUUGACAGCAGAAUCAAGGAGCGAAAAGGAGAGCAGGAAGCGGGCUUUUUGUGGUCACGCUCGGAAAAGUGAGAAUCCAGGAAGCGGGGGAAGGAAACUCAUGCGAAAAGGCUCAUCCCAAGGAUCCUUCUAUUCCCAAGGCUCUUUUUUCACACAUAUCCAGGCGCUUCAGACUGAUUGACACCACAGACUGUUAUAAACCGUAGAUGAUAUCUUCCAGAAGGGGACAACGCAUAUCAGUUGAGGAGACAAGAAAAAAUACUAACAAACGAUUGGAAAAGAAGAAAAACAUAUCCUGCAUCAUAAAUCAUUGCCAGGCUUUGAUUAAUGUUGCGUAUACGCAAUGUUGUCGGCCCCUGAGUUGGACUCUAACUAAGUGAAAGCUCAAAUCGCUCAAAAAGAGACAGAGAGAGGGAGAGACAAACAGACAGAGAGAAAGAGUGAUAUAUAGAAUCGGCUUCCAUUAGCACCUUCUGGGGUUAUAAACAACAUCAUCAUCAUCAUCAUCAUCAGGCACAGAAGUUGAAUCCACAAAUCCAGAAACCAAAGAUGGCCUUCAUCUGGCGAAGACGUUCCACAACGAUUGUGAAGCUGGUGGCCUUCCUCCUGGCCAUUUGGUUCUGCAUAGCCUUUCUGGUCUACACGGAUGACACACGACGAAGAGCCUCUCAGGAGGGUGGCAGUGGAGCGGGCAGCGCCGUGGGUGGUGGUGGAGGUGGAGGACUGGGGGAUCCAAUUGCUCUGGCCCUGAGGAACGACCCUGCUGGCGAGGACUUUGGCGUCAAUGGGAAUGUCAUCGGAGGAGGUGGUCAAAAGCAGGCGCAUGAUGAGGCUGAUAUCCCACCCACAGUGGGCAAACACAAGGUCGACCAUCAAGCGGAAAGGAUGCGAAAGAAGGCUGCCGAGCAGCCCAAGAAGAAGGCGAAUGAUGACAACAAAAAAGUGAUUGAACCUCCGAGCGAAGUUGAGGAGAAUCCUGGCGAGUUGGGCAAACCGGUGCGUCUGCCCAAGGAAAUGCCUGAGGAGAUGAAGAAGGCCGUUGACGAUGGCUGGACCAAAAACGCCUUUAAUCAAUAUGUCUCGGAUUUGAUAUCAGUUCAUCGUAAUCUGCCUGAUCCGCGAGAUGCAUGGUGCAAGGAUGAGGCACGUUAUCUGACCAAUUUGCCCAAGACCGAUGUCAUUAUUUGCUUCCACAAUGAAGCCUGGACUGUGCUGCUGAGAACAGUUCACUCGGUGUUGGACAGGUCACCAGAACAUCUUAUAGGAAAGAUUAUUCUGGUAGACGAUUACAGUGAUAUGCCUCACUUGAAGAGGCAGCUGGAGGAUUACUUUGCCGCCUAUCCCAAGGUUCAGAUUAUCCGAGGCCAGAAACGAGAGGGUCUGAUUCGAGCCAGAAUUUUGGGUGCCAAUCAUGCCAAGUCACCCGUUCUCACCUAUUUGGACUCCCAUUGCGAGUGCACAGAAGGCUGGCUGGAACCACUUUUGGAUAGGAUUGCCCGCAAUGCCACCACUGUCGUAUGUCCUGUGAUUGAUGUCAUUAGUGAUGAGACCCUGGAGUAUCAUUAUCGCGAUUCUACUGGAGUUAAUGUUGGUGGCUUUGAUUGGAAUCUGCAGUUUAGCUGGCACCCGGUUCCGGAAAGGGAAAGGAAGCGCCAUAAUAGCACCGCCGAACCCGUCUAUUCACCCACAAUGGCCGGUGGUUUGUUCUCCAUCGACAGGGAAUUCUUCGAUCGAUUGGGCACCUAUGAUUCCGGAUUCGAUAUUUGGGGUGGUGAGAAUCUGGAGCUCUCCUUCAAGACCUGGAUGUGCGGUGGCACUUUGGAGAUAGUACCCUGCUCCCAUGUUGGUCACAUUUUCCGUAAACGUUCCCCGUACAAGUGGCGUUCGGGCGUGAAUGUGCUGAAGAAGAACUCCGUGCGAUUGGCCGAAGUUUGGAUGGAUGAGUACUCGCAGUACUACUAUCACCGCAUCGGCAACGACAAGGGAGAUUGGGGAGAUGUCAGUGAUCGCAGGAAACUCCGUAACGAUCUCAAGUGCAAAAGCUUCAAGUGGUAUUUGGACAACAUUUACCCCGAACUCUUCAUUCCCGGCGAUUCGGUGGCCCAUGGAGAGAUAAGAAAUCUAGGUUAUGGCGGUCGCACCUGCUUGGACGCACCUGCUGGCAAGAAGCACCAGAAGAAGGCCGUGGGCACGUAUCCCUGCCAUCGGCAGGGUGGAAAUCAGUACUGGAUGCUCAGCAAAGCUGGUGAAAUCCGACGCGAUGACUCCUGUCUCGAUUAUGCCGGCAAGGAUGUAACGCUGUUUGCCUGCCACGGCGGCAAAGGAAAUCAGUUCUGGACUUUCCGCGAGAACACAAAGCAGCUGCACCAUGGCACCUCUGGUAAAUGUUUGGCCAUCAGCGACAGCAAGGACAAGCUGCUGAUGGAGGACUGCAAUUCGAGCCUUGCUCGCCAACAGUGGACCCUCGAGAACUACGACAGCUCCAAGUUGUGAGGCUACUUCUAUGCGAGGGGCAACCUACUGUUGCCCACUUCGCGUCGACACCAUCAACCACAUGCAUAGCGGCAGGACCAGAAGAAAAGGAAGCAAAUUCAGGACAUGAAGUGGCGUCAGGAGUUGGAGUAGUUAGAUUCCCCCGAGGCAUGUGCAAUAGAGAGUGGGAGUGGAAGUGGAUUGUAGUAGUAGCAGCAGCAGCAUUACUUGCCAUGCUAUAUAAAUAUUAUUAAAAUUUAUAUAUUUCCAAACAACAGAAUAGACGUUACUUAGCCCUAAGUACCACACACACACACACAUCCACUGACUAGACAAACACUGAGAAAAAGAGAACGACUGCUGUACAGUAGCUAUAAGUUGAUAAGUUUUCUAGACCUAAGUCGGAGCACUUAGGAUUAGGUUAAUGGAGCCUGGGCCAAAUAAACAAGUGCUGGCCAACCAAACGAAGUCGUAGCGCAAUUUUUGCAUUUAAAUUUGUAAACAUUUAGCACAAUUUACGAAAAGUGUGAACACCUUGUCUCUAACUACUUGACUUAUUUUCCGGAUUAUUUAUGAAUUUUACAAAAAAAAAAAAAAUGUCAUCAAAUGGCUCUGCGAAAGCCUCAUUCCAAAUAUAUGUUUUAGUGUGUAAGCCUUAGGCUAAGUCUAAGUUGGAAAGCAUUUGGUGAUAGCCUUUCUUUCGCCUUUUGACCUCUAGCAUUCCCAUAUAUAUUUUAUUUUUUAUUUUUAUUACAUAUUAACUAUUCUCUCUGAAUGGCGAACCAAAACUUUGAUUUUAUUUAUUUUCGUACCAUUUAGGGACAGUCUUGUGUUGCUUAAUUUUUAGACGAGGAGCGUUGCUAACCUUAUGUCAAAUUACUUUUAGAUUUCGGUUAACUUUGUGUUCUCUUUGAAAGUCCGUUGCAUUUCCCUUCGUUGGAUUCUCAAAACGACAACAUAUCCUAUUUGUUGGACAAAGCCAGCUUGUAGUACUUACAUAUAUCAGUUUCCAAACUACCGAUAUCACACAAGAUAUAUAUAUAUAUAUAGCGUUAGUCUAUAGUGGUUAGUCCUUAAUGCAAAUGUGCAUAGUGCCUUCUAUUUAUAACGGACGCAUUCUUACACAGAUUUGUAUGUUACUCCGUAAUCGUUCAUCGAACUCUUCUAGAUUUAGGCUAGGUCACAAUCACAGCGACUGUGUAUAUACUGUACUGUACAAUUUCAUAUCGCAUCCUGCAGAAUGUGUACAUAACUAUGAUUAAAUAUACUGUUUUAUUCAAGACUAAAACGUACAUAUUAUAUCCGCAUGAUAGCCAAGAGAGUUGCGCGUUGUUUUUCAUUUGCUAUGUUUUAUUCCAGCCAGCGAGCUUCACUGUAGGCGGCAUUUACAUUUAACAUACGAAACCAAAAGCCAUAGGAAGUGGUCGAUAAUCUUUUUUUAAACUAAACUUACAAUAGUUAACUAAGACCGUAGUAAAUGUGUAGUAAGGAAGCAAAAAUUGUGCAAGAAAUCAGAUACAGUUAUAAAUAAAACUAUGUGAAUUGAAAA
Drosophila eugracilis is the source of this 4509-nucleotide messenger RNA. RefSeq names its product putative polypeptide N-acetylgalactosaminyltransferase 9 (gene Pgant9). The coding region runs from base 1038 to 2981 and encodes 647 amino acids. The record is from RefSeq and is a predicted model, not a curated record. Gene Ontology annotation, cellular component: Golgi apparatus. The transcript is spliced from 12 exons. NCBI's taxonomy places the organism in Eukaryota, Metazoa, Arthropoda, Insecta, Diptera, Drosophilidae.